UAAACAUGAGGAGUGUUCUUUUAGUUUUCGUUUUAGCCUUUACGCUAAUUUCGGGUCAGGAUUUUACCGAAGUUAAAACGAGAGUCUUUGCAUUGUCCUAUUAUUGCAUGAUUUCCACCAGUGUCGACUCUGAAUUAGUUGAGAAAUCGAUGGAUGGUGAGUUCGUCGAUGAUCCGAAAUUCUUGGACUACACAUUCUGCAUAGCCUCAGCAUUGGAUCUCAUAGAUGAAGAUGGAAAGUUUGAAGAAAAUAAUUUCGUGACGCUUAUUCUGGACAAUUAUAAGACGAUGAUGAAUAAAUGCGUUGAAGAUGGGAAGAAGGAGACAAGCAGCGAGAAGCGAUCUUUUGAGUUUAUCAAAUGUUUGUCGAAAAAUUUAAAUGAGACUGACAGCACUGAUGAUAAUUAAUACGAUGAGUUUCAAUUUUGA
Molecule: messenger RNA, 428 nt
Organism: Nicrophorus vespilloides
Lineage: Eukaryota; Metazoa; Arthropoda; Insecta; Coleoptera; Silphidae
Exons: 2
Coding region: 6-407 (133 amino acids)
Molecular function (GO): odorant binding
Source: RefSeq, a predicted model, not a curated record